Coturnix japonica (Japanese quail) is the source of this 1079-nucleotide messenger RNA. The record is from RefSeq and is a predicted model, not a curated record. NCBI's taxonomy places the organism in Eukaryota, Metazoa, Chordata, Aves, Galliformes, Phasianidae.
AUUUAGGUGUUUACACUUUCUUUGUAAGUGUUGAUUGGGCUUCUUGGUCUGUUGUGAAAAGGAGGAAUGAUUGUAGCAUUUGCAUUUGUUUGAUAGGUGCGUGUCUCCCUUGGGAGGGGUAAGGAGUUAAGUGUGCCUUCUCUUCCCUUAGUGUAGAUCUUUUAGGGUAUCGAGAAAUGAGUGAAAGUAUUGCCACUAUGAAAAGUGAAAAUGUGCUAUUUGACCUUUUAGAAAAGCAUGGUGCUCGGCCCUCUUUAUCAGGGGUGGAUUGGGCACGACAAAACUGGCAUAACUUGCAGAGUGUUUCCGACCGCAUUCGUGUUUUACAAUAUGAGGCUCAUACUCGAGCCGGGAAAGGAAAAUCGUUUAUUUGUGCGGUACUCGGUGCUGCUUUAAAAGCUGCCGUGGAGUUCCGAGAUGAAAAGCAUUCGGCAGAAACCCAAACCAUACAAGCAUUACAGGAAUCAGUUAAAGUAAUGCAAGAAUUGGUAAAAACUCUGCAGAAUCAAAUAGUGAACCUUGAGGAACAAUUACAAAGAGAGCAACAUAAUACAGUUUUGUUGCAAAUGGCUUUUAAGGAACUAUUAACAUAUAAGAAUACUAGCAAUACUGCUGUCCAUAAUUUGCCUCAAGAAAAAACUUUUCCUCAGAAGGAACUACAAGGAAUAAAGGAAGGGCUUGGCAAAUUAGAGGACUCGCCAACCCAAUUGCGUCCUUUGAUAAAAACCGAAUAUAUAUUUGAUAACAGUGAGGAUCUGGACCCUCAAAUGAAUGUUAAAGAAAUUCCCUUCUCUGCCACUGAAUUGGCAAAGCUGAGAAAGGAUUUUAGCCGCUCUCCAAAGGAAUCAGAGACGGAAUAUGUGUGGAGGGUUAGUCUCACUGGUGGAGACCAAAUACUGUUAACUGAAAAGGAAGCUGAAGGUUAUUGGGGGCCUGGAGUAUUUUUAACUACUGGUAACAACCGUGCUCCUUGGUCCCUAACGCAGAGGGCUGCCUAUUGGGCAGGUGGUCUUAACCCUUUAGAAAGGGGAGACCCUCUUGCUAUUAAUGGGACAGCUGAUCAAUUAGUGGAAAGUGUU